Molecule: messenger RNA, 1032 nt
Organism: Tinamus guttatus (white-throated tinamou)
Lineage: Eukaryota; Metazoa; Chordata; Aves; Tinamiformes; Tinamidae
Source: RefSeq, a predicted model, not a curated record
AUGCCAGGGUCCCUGGAAACGGGGGCUGCCCUGUGGAUUCACGAGGCUCAGCUCUGUGCACAUGCACGCAGGGAGGUGCUGGCUGAGUCUAAUCCUGCCCGAUAUGGCUUCGUCUGGCGUUGGUUUGAUGAGGUCUAUAUCCUGCUGGAUCUGCUGCUGCAGCAGCAAUAUCUGUCCAGGUGCAGUGCCUCUUUUUCUGAAAACUUCUACGGCUUAAAGAGGGUCGCAAUAGGAGACUCCAAGCAGCAAUCGCUGGCCAGCGCUGGCCUGCCAAAGAAGCAGCACUGGAAGUCUCUACUUCUGCUUGUUCUUGUUCCUUACCUGAAAGGAAAGCUAGAGAAACUGGUGUCCAGCCUGCGGGAAGAGGAUGAGUACUCCAUCCACCCUCCCUCGUCAUCUUGGAAGCGCUUUUACAGAGCCUUUCUAGCUGCCUAUCCCUUCGUAAACAUGGCCUGGGAGGGCUGGUUUCUUAUCCAGCAGUUGUGCUACAUCCUCGGGGAAGCGCAGCACCAUUCGCCCAUGCUGCGGCUGGCUGGUGUCCGCCUGGUGAGACUGACUGCGGAUGAUAUCCAGGCCCUGGAGAAGAAAUUUGCAGUAGCUGCCCCGAGUCAGCCACACAGCAUUAAGACACAAGUCCGGUCAGCACUGAAGAAGGCACUGGGUGGCAUUGCUUUCUCCUUGUCCACCGGGCUGUCUGUCAGCGUGUUCUUCCUGCAGUUCCUGGACUGGUGGUACUCCUCGGAAAACCAGGAGACCAUCAAAUCUCUGACAGCGCUGCCUACUCCGCCGCCGCCAGUGCACCUUGACCAUGGGGCGGACUCAGCUCUGUUGCCUAAACUGAAGACCAUGUGCCCACUGUGCCACAAGAUUCGAGCCAAUGCCACAGUCCUGUCCACGUCAGGCUACGUGUUUUGCUACCGCUGUGUGUAUAAUUAUGUGAAGACUCACCAGCGAUGCCCGGUGACGGGCUAUGCCACCGAGCUGCAGCACCUCGUCAAACUGUAUUCCCCUGAGAGCUGAAAGGGCAGCUUC